CAGCGAGCUGAACAUGGGGUGUGUCCACUGUGUCACCACACCUCUGUGGAAGAGCUGGGUGUAACAUGUGAACUGGACUUGUCACAGCUGAAGAGAACUUCAUAUACAAGAAUUUAAAGGAGCGAUUUACAUCGAUUUUACUGAACAUCGCAACAGAGCUGGCACGGGUGUUUAUUUUCCGACCCCACCUUCCGGCUGGAGAGAUUAUUUGCACUAAAUUCUUGGAAACGUCAUCAGACUAAGAGCAAGUGACUCCAGCAGGGGUGAAACAUCACCACCAGCAAACUGAACUCCCGUUAGCACAAGGAGGACCAAGAAAAGAGGACUUAACUGCUCAAAACUGCGAGUUGCGCUCGUUUCUGCUCUGCGUUUGGACCCAGCGCUGCGCCCUGAAGAGCGAGGAAUCACUGAAGCAGCAUGUCCAGAUCUGACUUCCCUCCGGGCUAUGAUGAGUCCGGGCUGCUCCACAACCCUCAGGCUGGGGGUGCAUAUCCUUCCGCGCCCCCGCCGGCCUAUGGCUUCUCUCCGUAUGGGGGUCAACCACAGCCCCAGCCUGCCGGCUACCCUGGAGCUCCCUACUCCCACCCAUCUGCGCCUUACCCUGGUCAGCCAGGCCCUUACCCUGGUCAGCCAGGCCCUUACUCUGGUCAGCCAGGGCAACCAGGCCAAGGAUACCCACCACCAAUGCCGCCCAUAAUGCCAGUCAUGCCCAUCCCAGGUCAAGAUGAUGAAGGAUUCACAACGUCACCAGGAUGGGAAAGCAUGAGCAUUCGGCACACUUUUAUUCGCAAAGUGUACAUGAUCCUCGCUGCCCAGCUCCUCGUCACCGUCGCCAUCGUGGCUGUUUUCACAUUUGUAGAACCUGUGCGUAACUUUGUCUCAAGAAAUCCAGCAAUCUACUGGGCUUCGUAUGCGGUCUACUUUAUCACACAUAUCGUGCUGGUCUGCUGUAAGGGACCCAGGAGACGUUUUCCAUGGAACCUUCUCCUGCUGGCCAUUUUUACUUUGGCCAUGUCCUAUAUGACCGGGACGAUAUCGAGUUACUAUAACACUAAGGCUGUGUUCCUGGCUCUGGGGAUUACAGUGAUUGUCUGCAUUGCUGUAACUGUCUUCUGCUUCCAGACUAAGGUGGAUUUCACCAAAUGCGGAGGUCUUUUCUGCGUGCUUGGAAUCGUCGUGUUUGUGACCGGCAUCAUCACUGCUAUCGUGCUGUCAUUCAAAUAUAUCCCCUGGCUUCAUAUGCUCUACGCUGCCAUUGGAGCCAUCGUAUUCACACUGUUUCUGGCCUACCACACCCAGCUUCUUAUUGGGAACAGAAAGCACUCUAUCAGUCCCGAGGAGUAUGUUUUUGCUGCUCUCUCCAUUUACGUCGACAUCAUCCAGAUUUUCCUGUUCCUCCUGCAGAUUAUUGGAGCCUCGCAGCGAUAAGACUUCCUACUGAGCUCCAGCAGACAUUUAUAGCUCAAACAUUUGUGUACUAUGCACUUUUGUCUAUUUUCAGUAAUCAUGUACUCACUAAUUAUAUGAACAAGUUAUGAGAUAUUAGUCAAGAUGUUGAGGGUUUGCUUAAAGGCAACUUUUUUAUCUUUGUAGAGAACGAAGUAUUUACAUUUUGGUCAAAUGCUCUUCAACAGCCUCUGUUCAGGCUGCUACACAGACAAAAAAAAUAUUUACAUAAUCAAGGAGGAUUUUGUGUGUAGAGGUGUUUUUACUAUUUAAAGUUAUGUAUCAUCACUGUUGGAACAAAACAAAGUAAGUUUAUCAAAGUAAGUUUGGGCCGUUUCUUUUAGUCCAUUCGUAUAUAUAUAU
Molecule: messenger RNA, 1809 nt
Organism: Colossoma macropomum (tambaqui)
Lineage: Eukaryota; Metazoa; Chordata; Actinopteri; Characiformes; Serrasalmidae
Gene: tmbim1a
Product: transmembrane BAX inhibitor motif containing 1a
Exons: 12
Coding region: 418-1428 (336 amino acids)
Biological process (GO): negative regulation of apoptotic signaling pathway
Cellular component (GO): Golgi apparatus; membrane; endoplasmic reticulum
Source: RefSeq, a predicted model, not a curated record